Gadus chalcogrammus (walleye pollock) is the source of this 2926-nucleotide messenger RNA. RefSeq names its product phosphatidylinositol-4-phosphate 5-kinase, type I, beta a (gene pip5k1ba). Lineage: Eukaryota; Metazoa; Chordata; Actinopteri; Gadiformes; Gadidae. Gene Ontology annotation, molecular function: phosphatidylinositol kinase activity. The coding region runs from base 655 to 2100 and encodes 481 amino acids. The transcript is spliced from 16 exons. Gene Ontology annotation, biological process: phosphatidylinositol metabolic process. The record is from RefSeq and is a predicted model, not a curated record.
GGCGCGGAAGUGGUUAGGAUGCUCGAGCGGGUUUAUCUCCAACCCAUAUUUACGAGCGCGUCCUGAGGCAGUUGGAUUAUCUGCUCGCGCUGACACACUUUUACCGAGGACAAUGUCUGCUCAUGGUAAGAAGAACGCUUCACAUUACUGGUGGAUCAAAGUUUUGGGUUUGAUGUAAUUGUAAGGGGAAGGCUUGAGACGCGCGUCUGGCGGGACUUUGGUGCCCCCUAUCGACGGGUCCUCUUCAGAGAGAGAGUGGGCGAACACAGAGCGGUACAAUGUCUCCGAGGGUCUAAAGGUUGUCAUGUUUUUUAACAUGUAUUGGUAAACUAAAUGUGACUCAUUACACAUCGUCGGAUGAUACAGGCUGAAUGCGACCUGUGAGUCACCCAUCUUCAAUCAGAUAAAGCUGAGGAAAUCCACCUGUGAACCGGGUUGUGGCGAGGGGUCCCAUUGGAGCAGUGAGGAGUUUAAUACUCCGGGGGGUCCACCACUGUAGCACCGUGCGGCUGGCCGGCGAAGACACACGCACACCCACACACCACUGGGGGAAAAGCUAUACCCAGCCAACGCUGAGGCGGUGAGCCGCAGUAUCCAGAGGUAUUGUGGCACAAGGAUAUGUGUUUUCUGUAAACCAAAAAUCAAUUCAAGAAUAUGUCGACCGCAGCCAAAGACAGCGCAGGAAGUGCUGCCAGGGGUUCAAAAGCGACCAAGGACUUUAAAAAGCCGACACCCGCUGCCCUGAAAGGAGCCAUCCAGCUGGGCAUCGGCUAUGCUGUGGGCAACCUCAGCUCCAAGCCCGAUAGAGAUGUUCUCAUGCAGGACUUCUCUGUGGUGGAGAGCGUGUAUCUGCCCAGUGAGGGAAGCACUCUCACUCCGGCACACCACUACCCUGACUUCCGUCUGAAGACGUACGCGCCACUCGCCUUUCGCUAUUUCAGGGAGCUGUUUGGCAUCAAACCAGACGACUAUCUUUACUCUAUGUGCAAUGAACCUCUGAUCGAACUCUCCAACCCCGGGGCCAGCAGUUCCUGGUUCUACCUGACCAGCGACGAUGAGUUUAUCAUUAAGACAGUGCAGCACAAAGAGGCAGAGUUUCUGCAGAAACUGCUCCCUGGCUACUACAUGAACCUGAACCAGAACCCGAGGACGCUGCUGCCCAAGUUCUACGGCCUCUACUACAUCAACUGCGGCGGGGUGAACGUCCGCGUGGUGGUCAUGAACAACGUGCUCCCGUGCGCGCUCAAGAUGAACUACAAGUACGACCUGAAGGGCUCCACGUACAAGCGCCGGGCCAACCGCAAGGAGAGAUUGAAGUCCUCGCCCACCUUCAAGGACCUGGACUUCCAGGAGAUGCACGAGGGCCUGCACUUUGAUGCCGAGACUUACAACGCCCUGAUGAAGACCCUGCAGAGAGACUGUCGGGUGUUGGAGAGCUUCAAGAUCAUGGACUACAGCCUGCUGCUGGGGGUCCACGUGCUGGACAAGAAGGUGGGGAGCCGAGGGGGCCGCGGGGACAGCCGUAGAGGCCAGAAGGUGCUGUACUCCACGGCCCUGGAGUCCAUCCAGGGGAACGCCAAGGACCCCGAGCCUGUGGUGGACGAUGACACAAUGGGUGGAAUUCCUGCAAAGCAUAAAGAUGAGAAAUUGCUCAUCUUCUUGGGGAUCAUUGAUAUCCUGCAAUCAUACCGGUUCAUCAAGAAAGUAGAGCACUCCUGGAAAGCUCUUGUCUACGAUGGGGAUACAGUUUCCGUUCACAGGCCUAAUUUUUAUGCCGACCGAUUCCUGAAUUUCAUGGGCACAACGGUGUUCAAAAAGAUCAAUGCCCUAAGGGGCACCUCCUCCAAGAGGAAGCGAGGCUCCCUGUACGCGGCCAAGUCGGCCUCCCAGGAGGUCCUGUCCCCUCUCCAGCCCGGCGAGGAGAAGAGGACCCAGAGCAUGGACCACCUGGAUGGAAAAAGCUUUAGCUCCUCCAACCAGCCAGAUCUGGUCCCGAAGAGCAGCGACUUGGCCCACGUUUCCUUUGACCUGGACUGCCCCCGUGACGAGGAGCCCAUAUUCAGCAGCCAAUCAGAUACAGAGCUGGACGUCUACUUGUGAGGUUGGAUGACCUCGCCUCCGCUGUGCCUCUCGAAGAAAAGCUCCUUUUUUAUUUUCUUGACACACACAAUGCAAUAGGUGAUCUUGUCUGCAGAAAUACGAAGUGACUGUGUGGCUAAUCAGAGGCCGAGAUUCUUUACAUCUGUUUUUCUUUCUUGUUUUGUUCUACUUCAACCAGGGUUCGUCAUAUCACUGUUCAAAUGCUACAAACUGAUGAUAGAUCUCAGAGGCUGGAUCCCUUGAAUAUCUAAAUAUAUUUAUUAGAUGGAACUACUGUAACUAUUGAUUAUAAAGUCAAUUUCAGCCACAUUUGUUACUGCUUAAAUGUGUCCUGUCUGCAAUGAACUGUUGCAAUACAGUUCUACAUCUGUUUCCUCAUUCAUUCUGUUUUUUAUCAUGGACAAUCUGCCUGCUAUGUACUGUAGAUUUACCCUGACCGUGUUACAUCUUUCAGCACUGAAUUUCCUUUUAUUAUCGGCUUGAGUCAAUCAUCCUGAGCAAGCAAUGAUCUUACUUAACAUUUUACUCAUUCAUUGGAAUGUGUUUGACUGUGUGUGUGUGUGUGUGUGUGUGUGUGUGUGUGUGUGUGUGUGUGUGUGUGUGUGUGUGUGUGUGUGUGUGUGUGUGUGUGUGUGUGUUUCAAAAUAUGAUAUUGUAAUAUAUAAAUGCACAUUGAUGCAUUGAUUUAAUUUUUGUAUAUAGUGAAAAAAUGGCUUAACGGUGAAAUCAUACCCAUUUCAAUUCAGUGUGGCUGUAAAGUGUUCAUUAUUGUAUUAUAGAAUAACUUUAUUUGCUAAAUAAAUACAUACUUUAUGUUGAAAAUGAA